This is a messenger RNA of Olea europaea var. sylvestris, 1317 nucleotides long. Its product is annotated as mitogen-activated protein kinase kinase kinase 17-like. Gene Ontology annotation, molecular function: protein kinase activity; ATP binding. Gene Ontology annotation, biological process: protein phosphorylation. Lineage: Eukaryota; Viridiplantae; Streptophyta; Magnoliopsida; Lamiales; Oleaceae. The record is from RefSeq and is a predicted model, not a curated record. The transcript has a single exon. Bases 158 to 1198 code for a protein of 346 amino acids.
AAUUCUCGUUAAAGGAACAGUAUAUUCUAGGGAGAGGUAGAGAAGGUGAGAGGCCAACUAAUUUGGACUCACCUUUCAUAUAAAUAGACCUCAUCCAAAUAAGCAACCACACCUCAUCUAAACUUUCUUCUUCCAUUCAAUUUUACUUCUCUCAUAAAUGGAGUGGACCAGAGGGCACGUUAUAGGCCGCGGCGCCACCGCCACUGUGUCGAUAGCCACUUCAAGAUCGGGGGAUGUGUUCGCUGUCAAAUCGGUUGAGCUAUCAAAAUCUGAGUUCUUGAAAAGGGAGGAAAAGAUUUUGUCCACUUUGAAUAGUCCUUUCGUAGUUGGCUACAUAGGGUCUGAUAAUACUCGAUACAAUAGUACAAUCAUGUUUGAUUUGAUGAUGGAGUAUGCUCGUUAUGGUACGCUUGUGGAUGCCACUCACGAGUGUGGCGGCCGGCUUGAUGAAUCCAUGAUCAGUCACUACACAAGCCAAAUUGUCCAAGGAUUGAAAUAUCUCCAUUCAACUGGUAUAGUGCAUUGUGAUAUAAAGGGCAGAAACAUUGUGAUAGGAGAAGAUGGUGCUAAAAUUUCAGAUUUUGGUUGUGCCAAGAGAAUAAAAAAUCCAGUGGAAGGUUUAAGGGAUGACCAAGAAGCAUCGAUAGGAGGCACACCGGCGUUCAUGGCGCCGGAAGUUGCAAGAGGGGAGGAGCAGGGAUUUCCAGCUGAUAUUUGGGCAUUAGGAUGCACGGUUAUUGAAAUGGCGACUGGCGAUUUGCCUUGGCCUAAUCUUAGCCAUCCGUCAUCACUGCUUUAUCGAAUUGCCUUGUCGGAAGAAUUACCGGAGUUUCCAGCCUUUCUUUCGGACAAAGCAAAGGACUUCUUGAAUAAAUGCUUAAGAAGGAAUCCAAAAGAGAGAUGGACAGCUACACAACUUGUUAAACAUCCAUUUCUUGAGGAAUUAUCCAGUGUGAAGAAAUCAACAAAAGAAACUGCUGGCUCACCAACGAGUAUUCUUGAUCAGGGCAUUUGGAGCUUCAUCGAUGAAUCAGAAUCUCAGUACAAUCAGAGUCGAACAUACAGUACCUUAAAUUCUCCAAACCAAAGGUUGAAACAGUUGUCGAUGAAUUCAGGAUUGAUGGUUAACUGGAAUUGGGAAGACAGUUGGCUAACAAUUAGAGACAGUGAAGAUAACAAUAUUAGGUCAGUUCAAUGACAGAUAGUGAUAAAUAUUAGUUGUCGGAUAGCAGGGGUAGUAAUUUCUACAUAGAGAACUCAUUGUUGUACAGAUUUCAACCUCAAUUUUGAUAUAUAAUUGACCAUCAGAUUUUUAUU